This is a messenger RNA of Sander lucioperca (pikeperch), 1754 nucleotides long. It is a transcript of the gene fkbpl, whose product is annotated as FKBP prolyl isomerase like. The record is from RefSeq and is a predicted model, not a curated record. NCBI's taxonomy places the organism in Eukaryota, Metazoa, Chordata, Actinopteri, Perciformes, Percidae. Gene Ontology annotation, molecular function: protein binding. The coding region runs from base 403 to 1533 and encodes 376 amino acids. The transcript is spliced from 6 exons.
GGCACAGGAAGAAAGCUAACGUAAGGCAUUUGAGCUUGGCACCGAUGAGGCAGAAAGAGUGAAGCUAGUGUUAAUAAACAACAUAAAAUAACUGGGUGUAUGGCAGACAGACAGUGCUCAGGGUGAGAGCUGUGCCUGUACUGAAGUGUCCCAUUGAGCUUGCUGAAGUGGACUUAUCUCCUACCAUCCCUUCUCGCAUCUCACUCUUUCCUGGAUCCAGACAGGGCUGAGAGUCACACUCAUCCAGCCCUCCUCACACCAGAGAGGCCUCUCUCUUCUGGGCUCAGUCCCACACUAGACCCCCUCAACUAUACAUCUUCCUUACAGUUGGCAGAGUGUUGCAUGAUACACAAGAUCAUGACUCGGAGAACAAAGGAACAUGGACACAAGGAUGCAUAAAGGAUGGAUGCUGUUCACCCUUUUGAAACACUGCAUGGCAACGGUGAUCAUGAUGGCGUUGAUGUCACCUCCUGGGUGUCGGUGUGUCCAAGAGGUCUCUGGAAAGUCCAGCAAAAGCUGACACACAAAGGGAGUCGACAGACUGUUUCUAAUUCUGGAGAUGAUGCAUCAUGUUCAUCCAGUUACUGUCCAAGGUUGGGUUCCCUGUGUCAAGUCCGAGUGCGGCUCAAAGCUAACAUGGAUAAAGCAGAGAGUUUAGUAUCUGAAAAGAGAAAUGAAAAGCUGCCAGUCCAACCUGACCAAUCAGUGACUGAGGUUACAGAGGCCGCAGCCUUCCCAAGGUGUCAGGACUCUGUGCUGCAGGUCCCACUGGGGGACUGGACAACACUGAGGCUAGGCGAGGGUCAGUGCGAUGUCACAGAAGCAUGUGUGGAGGGGAUGAGAGCAAGAGAGAAAUGUGAGAUACUGAUUUCUCCUGUGGGAAAUGGACCAGAUGUCUCAGUUCCCCAUCCUGAUGAGGAAAACCUGCCUUUAUGUGCCACAAUUGAACUCAAAUCUUUCACACCAGGCAAGGAAUCCUGGGAGAUGUCUCCUGGUGACAAGUGGCAGUGGGUGAAGUCACACAAAGAGAGGGGAGGAGUACGAUUCAGGAGUGGGGAUGUGUGGGGAGCAGCAGACAGCUACAGCCGGGCCCUCAAACUUCUCAUCACUCUCCAUAGCCAUUUUAGAGAGCUGGAGAAAAAAGGACAAGAGCAAGAAGCAGAGGAGCUGAGAGACACAAACAGUGGUGAUAAAACAAAACAACUUCCUUCAGCUAAUGAGUUUAAAACCAUUAAAUCAGAGCUCUACUCAAACAUGUCCUUGUGCCAGCUCAAACUGAAACAACCAGAGCGGGCUAAGGCCAGUGCGGCUAAAGCUACUCAGCUGGAACUGGGUGGGGCUAAAGCCUGGUACCGGAUGGGCCAAGCCUGCCAGAUGUUGAAUGAGCUGGAGGAAGCUGGGCAGGCGUUUAGGAAACUGCUGGAGCUACAGCCAGAAUCACCUGCUGCUUUGAAGGCACUUAAAGACAUAGCAAGUAAAGAGAAAGAGAGAAAUGCACAGUUGGGACUUAGACUCAGCAAAAUGUUCAGCUGAAGAUUAAAUAUCAGUUUAUUAUAGAAUGUUAUCUGUAGAAUGGUAUGUUUCUUCUCAUGACAUGAGUCACUGUUAAAUGGAAGCGCAUCUACAGCCACUGCCUGACCUCAAAAGUAAAGCCAUUAAUUAGUGAAUGCAUGUUUUUUCCCAACUCUAUGCUGUUUGUGUUUGUGUGAUGCCUGAAUGUAACUUCAAAGUAAAAACCACAUGUCAAAAACUUA